Molecule: messenger RNA, 1420 nt
Organism: Drosophila pseudoobscura
Lineage: Eukaryota; Metazoa; Arthropoda; Insecta; Diptera; Drosophilidae
Product: ubiquitin-conjugating enzyme E2 W
Exons: 5
Coding region: 313-885 (190 amino acids)
Source: RefSeq, a predicted model, not a curated record
CUCGACGAUUUCCUGCAGUCGUCCGACGAACGUUGGCGCACUUGGCGGUUCUCGUCCGACUAGAAAGCCCAAUUGGAAAGCAAAUAAAAUGCUCGCCCGUGGUACCCUGGGAAAAGCUGUGCGGUCCAAAGGGGGAAUUUGAAACAAAAGCGGAAAAACCGAACUAAAAGUUGAAGUUUAUCUAGACAGCAGAAACCUGUGAAAAGUGACAGAGAGAGAAACGGAGAAAAAGAGAAUAGUGAGCGGCAAACAGUCUCAUUCGAACUUGUGAACAAUUGUGAGAACAUUCUCAGACUAAACAAAAAGUGCAAUAUGCUGAAGCUAUUCAAGAAAUCAAAAGACAAAAUACCAAAAUCGGAAAUAAUAACCGAGCCCAAGGAGCCGAAAACGCCGCCCGUCUCCAAAUGCGGCAAGCCCUUGCAGCUGGACAACUCGCGCUGGGAGCGCCGGCUUCACAAAGAGCUGAUGUCCCUGAUCAAGGAGCCGCCGCCGGGUGUCACUGUCGACACCGAAAGCGUACAGCAGAAUUUAUCCGAAUGGAAAUUAAACAUAAAAGGUUUCGAGGGCACCCUUUACGAUGGCGAGGACUUCCAGUUGCUGUUCAAAUUUAACAAUAAAUAUCCCUUCGAUUCGCCUGAGGUGACUUUUAUUGGCAACAAUAUACCCGUGCACCCACAUGUCUACAGCAAUGGACACAUCUGCCUGUCCAUUCUGACAGAGGACUGGUCGCCGGCGCUGUCGGUGCAAUCGGUGUGCCUUAGCAUAGCUUCCAUGUUGAGCAGCUGUCGCGAGAAGAAGCGUCCUCCAGACAACGCGCUCUACGUUAAAACCUGCAAUAAAAAUCCCAAAAAGACUAAAUGGUGGUACCACGAUGACUCUGUUUAGUUAACGUUGCAAUUUAUUACUACUGCCUGCUGCUGCUGUUUGCAUCAGAAACACCAAACAAUGCCGACACAGAAAUUCAGAUAUACAGAAGUACAGAAAUAUACAGAAACACACAGCCAAGGGAGCAACAUCGGAAUAGUAGAAGGCAUCGGCACUGCCCGAGCAGAAGCGGGGUCAUCCACAUAAACCAUCCAACAGCGCCAAGAAACUGAUUUGCUUAAACGUUAGCUAGCUUUAGGGAAACUUACAUAGCUCCACAAAGGAGACUCCACACCCAAGUGCACUCGGACGCGACUAUAAAAUCGACUAGUGAAAUCAAAACAAGAAUGGGAUAAGUAUCAUUAGUUAUCAGUAUGGCAAACAAUCAUAGCCCCUCCGGGCCCCGACGUCGUUGUAAGCAACAAACCACUCUAACUCUAGCUAUCUAUAAUCAACGAAAGGCGUGUGCAAAAACCCUAUUACUAAAUGUUAACAUUUUAAAUUAGAUUAUAAAGACCAAAUUAACGUCUAAAUUAAAUGUUAUGCUAUCAUCUAA